AGCAAAUCCACUGACACUCUCUUGAUCAGCUUUGUCUGACCUGUCAUUCUCUCUCUUUUUUGAUACAUCUGAUUUUAGUCUGUCGAUCAGACUAGUCUGCCUUCCUUUUAGUCCUCUCUCUUUUGGACUUUACUACUACACAUACAACAAACCACUUUCUCUUUUUCAGAGGAACCAACAACAGUCUUUCUUGACAACCCAAAAUCUCAUCUUUUUUGAGUCAAUCUCUUCAAACAAAUCUCAUCAAAAUGUUCUUCAAGACCAUCCUUACUGCCGCUCUGGCCACCGCUGCCACGGCUCUUCCCCACUCCGUCAACAACAACAUGGUUCGUCGCAACGGUACCUCUUCUGGCUCCGGCGGCGUCUCCAUCUCCAACAACAUGAGCAACACUACCGUCUACGCGUGGUCUGUUUCUGAUAGAGUCAGUAACAUGCAUACCCUUUCUGCGGGCGGUGGUAGCUACUCCGAAUCCUGGCAAACCAACGACAACGGUGGUGGUAUCUCCAUCAAGCUGUCCACCACUGAGAGCCAGUCCGAUGUCCUCCAGUUCGAGUACACCCAGGAUGGUGACACCAUCUACUGGGACAUGUCCUGCAUCAACCUCGGCAGUGACUCCGCUUUCACCAAGUACGGUUUCUCCGUCACUCCCUCCGAGGAGGGUGACAACUGCCCUUCUGUCAACUGCGAGGCUGGUGACACUGCGUGCGCUGAGGCUUACCUCCAGCCCGAUGACAACGAGGCUACUCACGGCUGCCCCAUUGACACCCAGUUCACUCUUACUCUGGGUUAAACGGAUCUCCUCAAUCAAUCGGAUUCAAAAGAGAUGGAGUUUUUUUUCUUUUUGGAAUAUACCAUGGGUCGGAUGGGCUUGGUUUUGAGUUCUCAUGUAUAGAUUGACUUGAUCUGCCUCCUGGAUGAGUUGCACAAGACAAAGCAGAACACACAACACUCACUUUUUUCGCUUCGUGAAUCACACCUUUGGUGGAUUUCGCUUGCUGUGCUAUGCGGUUAUGUAUGUAGUGAUUUGAGAUCACAUGAAUUACGCCUAUAGACUUGCUGUUUGAUAGAACAAAAAAAAACUACAAACAAUCUACUUUUCCUCAAGAU
Messenger RNA from Aspergillus welwitschiae, 1108 nucleotides. Its product is annotated as putative extracellular thaumatin domain protein. The transcript has a single exon. NCBI's taxonomy places the organism in Eukaryota, Fungi, Ascomycota, Eurotiomycetes, Eurotiales, Aspergillaceae. The record is from RefSeq and is a predicted model, not a curated record. The coding region runs from base 249 to 791 and encodes 180 amino acids.